Messenger RNA from Brassica rapa (field mustard), 2060 nucleotides. RefSeq lists its product as uncharacterized. The record is from RefSeq and is a predicted model, not a curated record. NCBI's taxonomy places the organism in Eukaryota, Viridiplantae, Streptophyta, Magnoliopsida, Brassicales, Brassicaceae.
GGCUGCUGUUGCACCAUAGUGAAUCGAGGAUAUGAAGAACGUAGCAGCAAAAACAAACACGAUUAAAGUUUUCAUGGUGAUACUUCCUAUGAUAUUUGCUUUGCUCAGCCUCUUUUUUUUUUCUUUCAUAAAUCCCUCUUUGUUUAUACUACAUAUAGAAACCCAAACAUACACAAAAGGUAACUGGUAAAGGAUGAAAACCUUUUUCAAAAAAUAUCUUCCUUAUUUAUAGUCAAACGAAAUUAUAGAGAAUGAUUUUUUACUCAACUAAUCUGAACUGAAAAACAGGUUGGCUGGUUCGAUAUAAAAAUUGUAAUGGUGUUCAUUUUUGGUUUGGUUGUUACUGGUUUAGUUAAACCAAAAUUUCUAUUUCUGGUUCGGUUCAGUUCAGGAUAGUGUUACAUUAAUAGAAAGCAAAAGUUGCGGCACUAUGAAAGUCAACGACACUCUUUAGUAACUGAUUCUCUCUGCCGUACACACUUCGGAUCUUUCUCAUCGUAAACGAGACGCAGACUCGAAAUGGCUACGAACUUGUCAUUCCUCAAUGCAACAGGGAUCUUGUUGCAGUCUUCAGGACAGAUUCGUCGGAGAUCACACACUGUUUCACGCAAAGAUCUUCCUGCACUCUCGGCUAAAGCAGUCUCUUCGCAGCGGCUUAGUUUAUCUCCUACUUCCUCAUUGUGGCCAUCUCGUAAUGAUGGCUGCGACGACAGGUUUCUCUCUCCGCCGGAUGUAUCUUCUCCGAUGAGAUCGGUGACUGUGAGAUCGCAGUUUAGCACGCCUCUCAUUGCUUCCAACGAUGAAUGGGGAACAUGGACUGCGCUCUUCGCCACUGGUGCUUUCGGUAUCUGGUCGGAGAAGACAACGGUGGGAAGGGCGGUGAGUGGUGCCUUGGUCAGCACACUAAUAGGGCUUGCAGCUAGUAAUCUUGGCAUCAUUUCUUCAGAUUCUCCUGCUUUUGCUAUUGUCUUGAACUUCCUGCUCCCAUUAGCUGUUCCUCUCUUGCUCUUCAGAGCUGAUCUCCGCCGUGUGGUCAAGUCCACAGGAAAACUUCUCUUGGCUUUCCUCAUUGGGUCAGUUGCGACAACGGUGGGUACAGUUCUGGCCUAUUACCUAGUGCCAAUGAAAGCACUUGGUCCCGAUAGUUGGAAGAUUGCAGCUGCUCUCAUGGGUAGGCAUAUCGGUGGAGCCGUCAACUAUGUUGCCAUAUCGAAUGCUCUCGGAGUUUCUCCAUCAGUUUUAGCUGCCGGACUUGCUGCUGAUAAUGUUAUAACUGCUGUAUAUUUCACGUCAUUGUUUGCUAUUGGCUCCAAAAUACCUGCUGAAGUCUUACCACCACCAACUAGUGAAGAGGCAGAGGCGAGAAAAGAUUCUGAAACUAAAAACAAGAUUCCUGUGCUACUCAUAGCUAUUGGAAUUGCUGUGUCAUUAGCUAUAUGCAAGGCCGGGGCCUUGAUAACAAAGUAUUUGGGGAUUUCAGGUGGUAGCUUGCCAGCAAUAACCGCGGUGGUUGUUGUUCUAGCAACUAUUUUCCCCUCCCAGUUUGCUCAUCUUGCUCCAUCUGGAGAAGCCAUGGCUCUAAUUCUGAUGCAGGUGUUCUUCACUGUGAUAGGUGCGAGUGGAAACAUAUGGAGUGUGAUCAACACGGCACCGAGCAUAUUCUUGUUUGCUUUGGUCCAAAUUGGGACACACCUUGCUAUCAUAUUGAGCGUAGGGAAGCUGCUCAACAUCGAGCUAAGGUUGCUGCUUUUGGCAUCAAAUGCUAAUGUUGGAGGACCUACUACUGCAGCUGGAAUGGCCACGGCAAAGGGAUGGAACUCGUUGAUCGUUCCUGGGAUUCUGGCUGGAAUAUUUGGGAUUGCCAUUGCAACAUUCAUAGGGAUUGCAUUUGGAGCGAAAGUCCUCAAGUUCAUGUGAAAUUGGUGGUAUGACUAAAUGGAAUGUACUCUAUGCUCUCUCUGUAUCUUUACAUUAACAAAGAAACAGUCUCUUCUCCAAUAAAAUAUCUCCAAUAAAACAGUCUCUUCUUCAAAUUUAUGAUAAGUUAAAUAUUUAUUUAA